AAUUGGCAAACCAGAGAUCGCGCCUCCUUCGCCUUCCCGUCGACGCACCCGCCCUCUAGUGUUCCGGAAGCCUGCCCAUCCAUCCUGCUCCUGCCCGCCCAGACGAGGGUGGACGCCGAAGCGGCGCGGUGUGCGUGCCAGCGCGUCCGCGUCCGCGUCCUCGUGCACUCCGUUUGGACGGCUUCAAGGCGGAGCCCUCUGCUUUGGCACGCAGCCAUGGUGGUCGGGCUUUUACCUCGGCGCUUCUUCUCCUCUUGAUACGUAAAUCUGGGUCAAGCCGGAAGAUGCGCACGGCACCUGUUCGGCGAAAUGCGUGGCACUCGUGGUCGAGCUGUGGACCAGGCGUGGCUCCGCAAAUGCCAGGCUUGUCUCUAGCACAUGGGAUGUUUCCACUCCGUCUCUGUAAAAUUUUGUUAUUAUGCUUAUGUAUGAGCAGUGGGGGCAUUGGCCCCCACUCAAUUUUGGCCCCCACUCAAUUUUGAUACACCAGUACAAAUGCUAGAUUUUCACUAUUAAUGCCCCCUCUAAAUUAAGCUACAGCUUCUUAAAAAGUCUAAGAGCCCCUUCUUAACUUCUCUUUUGGCUCCGUCCAUGGUUUUGACCAAUUUUGUUAUGGUAAAGAUCCAUUACCCUAACCCUAAACCCUUGUCGUGCUAGUACGUCAUGACACAUGAGAUGAGAGGGUGGGUAUUUAAUAGCCAGCGUGACAGAUGAGACAUAGUUGUUGCAUUUAGUAGCACCACUGCACCACGUUGUCGUAAAGAUACUAGCUAGUACACCUUCUGGCCUUAAUAAAAUGGCCAGGUCAUGGGGUCCUAUGUCCGGUCUCAUUGCUGUCUGUUCUUUGGAAAUACGGAGUAAAAAACAAGACUGUACGGGAGAAAGACCUCUGACCUGAAGAAAGAUAGAGUAAAAAGAAAGACCCGGCCCCUCAUAUACGCAGAGACUGAGAAGGCGAGAAGCAGAAGCCGCUGGGCUUACCUACCUCCCCCCCUGUUUCACAAACGCUGCUUUCUCGUGGCGGAGAGAUCUAGAGCGAAGCCAUGGCGGAGGUUGGGGGGGAUGAUUGUGAGUGCCGUGGGGGAACAACUCGCUACCAAGCUCGGCGAACUUGUCAAAGAUGAGAUCGCUCUGCUGUGGGGGUUCCGUGACGACGUGGAAGGCAUUGAGGAGAAGAUGAAAGAUCUUGAGGCAGUGAUGCAUGACGCCGACGACAGGCUGCGGCGAGGAGAAAGAGAUGGAGCAGCUGUUGGACGGUGGCUCAUGAAAUUCAAGGAUGUGGUCUAUGACGUCGAGGACGUCUUGGACGAGCUGGACGCCAACGAGCUCAUCAACAAGACCCAAUCAAAGCUCAAGUUAUUCUUUUCCCGGAACAAUCAACUCCUCCAACGAAUCACCAUCGCCCACCAUAUGAAGAGUGUGAAAGGGAAAAUAAGCAAAACUGAAAUCGAGGCCGGUAGCCCGACGCUCAAUCUUGUGCGUCGUGAAGCACGGGCAGAAGGGAACCGAAGCGAAGAAACUUUUGCAGCCAUCGGUGAUCACGGCACUAAAACUGGAAUGGUGGGGAGGGAUGCGGAGAAACAAAAAAUAGUCAACCUGCUACUGAAAGGUGAAGCUAGUGAGAAUAUCUCUGUCAUUCCAAUUGUUGGGCUUGGUGGUCUAGGGAAGUCAACAAUGGCAGAAUCAGUUUUAGCAGAUGGGAGGGUCAACAUCUUCAAUUUCCAAGCCUGGGUUCACGUCUCUGAGCAGUUUGAUUUGCGCAAAAUUGCGAGUUCCAUCAUCAAAAGCAUAAAUAGCUGUAUCAAUGUUGACAAUUGCACUUUGCAGUUUCUACAUGAUAAAUUAAAAACUGAACUUGCUACCACAAGAUACUUAAUUGUUCUGGAUGAUCUCUGGGAAGAAGAUGGAAAAAAACUAGAAGAGUUGAAGCGGAUGUUACAAUAUGGAUGCAAGGGUAGCAAGAUUAUAGUUACUACGCGUAAUCAAAACGUAGUGGCAAAAAUGAGCACCGGUGUUCUUGCAAACCAGGGGAUAGUCCGCCCCGUGCCAGAGUCUGAGCAAAUCAAGCUGGGUAUUUUAUCACGUGAUGACUGCUGGCAAGUAAUGAAGCAAAUAAUAUUCCGGCCUGACGAUGAUCAAAGUGGCUUGGAAGAAAUUGGAAGGAAAAUUGCAGCAAAGUGUGGAGGAAUACCACUCAUAGCAAAUUCUCUCGGAAGAGUGUUGUCGGAUCCAAGGACAUUCAAGGCAUGGGAAGAUAUAAGAGACACAGAGAUUGAUUUGGGCUCGCGAGACCAAAAGGACACACUAGAACGCCUCAUGCUCAGCUAUUACUACAUGAAGGUCGAAUUCAAAAUGUGUUUUACAUAUUUAGCAGCCUUCCCAAAGGGCUUCGUUGUUGAUGCCAAUCGCCUAAUCCAGCAAUGGAUCGCUCUUGGUUGUAUUCAUGCAAAGGAUGACGGUGAAAGGUGUAUCAAGUACCUUCUAGGGAUGUCAUUCCUACAAAUUUCACGGUCGUCCUCGGUUAGUCCAAGUCCAGCUCAUGCAACAGCUCCUCAGGAGCUCACCACACAUGAUUUGGUUCAUGAUCUUGCUUCAACAAUUACUGCCAGUGAAUUUGCUGUUCUGGAUGCUAAUGAACCUGAACCAAGUACUUGGAGAAAAUCUCGUUAUUGCCGACACGCACAACUGAUCAACUACCAGAAUCAAUCAAAGGUUUUCAGAGAUCUGCCAGCUAAAGUUAGAUCCCUCCAUUUUAGGGAUUCAAGAAAACAACAGCUUCCCCGAAUGGCAUUUUCUCGAUCCAAGCAUUUGCGUGUCUUGGACUUAAAUGGGCACUCAGUUAGAGGGCAAUCUAUUCCAAGCAACUUGGACCAUGGUGGAUGUUCAGUUGAAGGUCAAUCCACUCCAAGCAACAUAGUGCUGCCAUCUUCCAUUCAUCAAUCAAAGCUACUUAGGUACCUUGAUGCUACUGCCUUGCCAAUUGCAUCCCUUCCAAAGUCUUUCCACACACUUCAAUACAUGCAAACUCUAAUUCUGUCAAAAUGCUCACUUGAAACCUUGCCUGACAAAAUCUGUAGCCUGCAGAAACUUUGCUAUUUGGACCUAUCUGGUAAUAGCAGCCUCAGUAAGCUACCUGUAUCAUUGGGGAAACUCUCUAAACUUUCUUUCCUCAACUUAUUUGGAUGUUAUAAACUCCAAGAGUUGCCCGCGUCAAUCUGUGAGCUGAUACGUUUACAACACCUGGACAUGUCAGAGUGCCGUGCCAUUCAAAAGCUCCCUGAUGAUUUUUGUAGCCUCCCGAAACUCACAUUCCUAAGCUUGUUCGGUUGUUCCAAGCUUACCAAACUGCCUGACAAUGUUAGACUGGUGUCUUUAGAGUAUCUGAACCUAUCAAAUUGCCACGAGCUACAAAACCUGCCACAAGAUUUUGGCAACCUUCGAAAGCUUGGCUUUCUGAAUCUCUCUGAUUGCUACAAGGUUGCCACUCUCCCAGAAUCAUUUUACCAGCUUAUUCAUUUGAAAGAUCUAGAUCUUUCAGACUGCCAUGAGCUUAGGAAACUCCCUGACUUUUUUGGUAACCUUUGUGAGCUUGAAUCUUUGAACCUAACUAGUUGUUGCAAGCUGCAACUACUCCCCGAGUCAUUCUGCAAGUUGUUUAAGCUGAGGCGUCUCAAUUUGUCAUACUGUAUGAGGCUCACAAAGCUGCCCUCCUCGUUAGGUAACCUUAAACUUCAAUCAUUGGACAUAUCUUCCACAAAUCUUCGUAACUUGCCAGAUAGCAUCAGUAGCAUGACUAGUCUUACUCAUCUUGAGGUCACGUCAGCACAACCUGAAGUGUUUGACAAGGCUGAAGACAUUCGAAAUCGUCUGAAUUUGCCAGGAAUAACAAUACAUACUGUACAUGAGUUGGAACAUAAAGGCUGUAGCAGUAUAGUGGAGCUUUCUCAACUGACUUGUCAUGAGCUGAAAGUUUUGGAACUUCAGAAUGUCAGGCAUGCAGAAGAUGCAGAGAGAGCCAAGCUGCGUGAUAAAUCAGAUCUGAGAAUGCUAAAUCUUGGAUGGGGAUUUCAAGGAGGAGAGGAGCAUAGAUCUGUGCUAGAGAGACUUGUACCUCCUCGGACUAUUGAACAAUUUGUACUGAAGGGGUAUAUGAGCAAGGGUUUCCCUAUGUGGAUGUCUCAGAUCUCCUCCUACCUCCCUUUACUCACGUACCUCCUCCUUUCUGAUUUAGGAACAUGUGAUACUCUUCCUCCGCUUGGGCGGCUGCCAAAUUUAAGAGAACUAGUAAUGAAGAACAUUCCCAACAUCAGGAAAAUCGGGAAGGAAUUCUAUGGAGAGGGUGGAAUCUGUACGAAAUUAAGAUCAAUACAAUUGGAGUCGAUGGAGAAUUUAGUGGAAUGGUGGACAACACAGUCAGGUGAAGAAAACGAAGAGUUUUUAGUCCCAAAUUUGCAUGAAUUGGCGGUAGCAGACUGCCCAAAGUUGAAGUUCCUCCCAUAUCCCCCAAGAUGUAUGUUGUGGUUCCUACAAAACAGCGAUGAGGUAUUGCCGCAACGAGGAUUUGGGAAUCUUCUGUCCUCCACUCUUCCUUUUGAUAUGGUGAUAAAAAACUGCAACUUUUCGUCGGACAAGUGGGAUAGACUUCACCACCUCCCCACCAUUGAGAUACUUUACGUUCUGUCCUGCAACGGAUUGAGGCCCUUGCCAGAGGCCAUUCGAUGCUUCACCUCUCUGAGAAAUCUAUCUUUGGAUUUUUUGAAGGACCUGGAGUUACUGCCGGAAUGGUUAGGGCAACUCGUUUCCCUACAAAAAUUUCACAUCAGCGGUUGCCCCAACCUGACAUCUUUGCCUGAAAGCAUGAAGAACCUUACCGCUCUCAGAGUACUAUGGUUGACGGAGUGCAAAGGUCUAGAUAUAUUGCGGGAUUGGAUUGGGCAGCUCGUUUCCCCGGAAGAAUUUAACAUAAUCGAUUGCCCCAACCUGACAUCUUUGCCUGGAAGCACACGGAACCUGACUGCCUUGAAGGAACUCUACAUUUGGGGCUGUCCAACUCUGGUUGAUAGGUGCCAAGGGGAGGAUAUACUGCCAGAAUGGCUGGGAUGGCUCAUUUCCCUUCAAGAAUUUAACAUCGUUGAUUGCCCCAACCUGACAUCUUUGCCCGAAAGCAUACGGAGUAUGACCACCUUGAAGGAACUGUAUUGGGGCUGUCCAGCUCUGGUUGAGAGGUGCCAAGGGGAGGAUGCCCACAUGGUUUCUCACAUCCCGAAAGUCAUAUUACACAGAGGAGAGGAAAAACGGACGGUGUCGACUUCUGAAGAUGGAGGAGAGGAAGAAGAACUGGGGUCAAAUUCUGAAGAUGCAGGAGGGGAGGAAGAGGAUCGGGAGCUUGCAGAGACCGCGGUCCUCGACCAUGCCACCCAACAAGUCGUCGUCGUCGAGGAAUCGCUGCUACCCAGUGUCGUAGGCGCCGGCCAGCUGUACAGAGGACUUGACGGUCGACGACGGCGAAUCGACGGCUGCAUGGUAAAAGGGUGUCUGGAUACACGCCACACCGGUGCACACUGAUGGAAAACAUUUCUUUUUUGACGAACUAUAGAGAACAUUCCUGUUUUGUCAAAUAUUUGGCAGAGUUCAGAGUUUUACCGUAAACUUAUAUCUUCCUUCUGGUGAUUAUCUGUAAGUUUACAUAAUUAUGUGUAGAAGUAUGCAUGCCCUAAUGGGUGCUGCAGAUCAUUGGUAGUUUGGUACCACUCAGAUGAUCCGAUCUGCUUACACUUGUUCAGUCUCCCUGCAGAUAGACAGUACUACUACUGUUGCCACUGCUGCUGCACUACUCCGAUCUGAACUAACUUCGCCUCAAAGCAUCAAAUUCCUGGAAGAAGAAAAAAGAUUAGGUUUGCUCUGCAUUAUAAACUGCUUUGCUGGAGAGAGCAGAGCCGACCAUGGGACGUCAUUCGGAGAGACAGCCAGGUGCACUUCAAGACUGAGGAUCAGAUGGACCUUCUAGAAGCUGCUGCUCUUGACUGCUGAGUUCCAGCACGGCGCGAGUAUUACCGGCCAUGUUGGUGUGAAACUUCUGCUUCUUCGAAACAUCACCUGUGUCUGCUGCAUGAACUGUGUGUGUGUGUGGUUUCAAUCAGUUGCAAUGAGAGUGCUCUUUGCUUGUAUGUGAUUCCAGAGGCUGCAUUCCAGCACAACUUGAGUUUUACAGGGCGUUUCUGUGAUCAUAGAAUCAAACUCCCAUUUGACAGCAGCUGCGUCCCGCUGCCUGCCUUUGGAUGCAGCGUCAGUGGUUCAGAAGUAUCUUAGCAGUUGACUGGCAAGAGGCUUCUUACUGUUGGCAGUCUCUUUUUCCUUGGCUCGCUAUUGCAGGCUUGUGUGCCCCAAGUUAUACACCAGAAAUUUUACAAAGGACUGUUUGAUCCGAUUGUAAAGAGAUGUAAGCAAGCACCGCUAUUGUUGAAUUUGUAUGUACUCCGUACUUAAUUUA
Brachypodium distachyon (stiff brome) is the source of this 6490-nucleotide messenger RNA. RefSeq names its product putative disease resistance protein RGA3. The record is from RefSeq and is a predicted model, not a curated record. Gene Ontology annotation, molecular function: protein binding; ADP binding. Gene Ontology annotation, biological process: defense response to fungus. Lineage: Eukaryota; Viridiplantae; Streptophyta; Magnoliopsida; Poales; Poaceae.